AUGGUGAUGUUACUUGAUAUGCAAAAGGUAGAUCUUUGGCAUGUCUUUCUCCAAAGAUGGAAGCACCCGGUCAACAAAGAUGGAGCUCCUUUGGAAAGAAAUGAGUGGUCCAAAGAUCAAUUGAAGGAGAAUGCUCCAAAUCGAAAAGCCAUGGCAACUCUCAUCUCCUUAAUUUCAAGAGAAGAAAAAAGUAAAAUUCAACACUUGACUUGUGCCAAGCAAAUGUGGGACACCUUGGAGAAAUACUAUGAAGGCACCAAUCGAGUCAAGGAAAAGAAGCUUCAGUUGCUUCUUGGAGAAUAUGAAGGCUUCAAAUGUUUGCCUGAUGAAGAUGUGUCCUUGAUGAUUACAAGGUUUCUUGGAAUUGUUACAAGUCUUGAUUCACUUGGAAAAUCCUACAAGCUAAGGAAAAUCAACGAUAAAAUCUUAAGAUCCAUUGAAGAAGCUCACGACUUGUCCACCUUCAGAACGGAUGAGUUGAUUGGCAAGCUACUCCUCCAUGAGAUAUUUUACUUUAAGAGCAUUCAAAAGAAGAAGUCAAAGGAGAACAAUGUUUCUUUCAAGACUUGA
Messenger RNA from Mercurialis annua (annual mercury), 570 nucleotides. RefSeq lists its product as uncharacterized. The coding region runs from base 1 to 570 and encodes 189 amino acids. The record is from RefSeq and is a predicted model, not a curated record. Lineage: Eukaryota; Viridiplantae; Streptophyta; Magnoliopsida; Malpighiales; Euphorbiaceae. The transcript has a single exon.